UAUGGGGGUGCAAAAGAAAAAGAUUCCAGGUCAGGGAGAAUGUAUAAAUGCCCUUAGCCAUUGGGUCUGCUAGGAUUAGAAACAAAGCAACCCCAAGUACACAGUUCUAAGAGCUCUGUCUUGGUCCCCAGAUACUUAUUGAAUCGGGGACAUCCCCUGGAACACUUUGCCAAAAAUCCCGAAAGAGACCUGCAAAGCAGCGGUGAGGAGCCUUUGAUCCCUGCGCUGUGCCACUCCAGCAUGUGCACUGGGGGCUGUGCCAGGUGCCUGGGGGGCACCCUCAUUCCCCUGGCUGUGUUUGGAGUCCUGGCAAAUAUCCUGUUGUUCUUCCCCGGAGGAAAAGUAAUCGAUGACAACAGCCACCUUUCUGACGAGGUCUGGUAUUUCGGAGGAAUAGGAAGCGGCAUCUUGAUGAUCUUCCCCGUGCUGGUGUUCUUGGGCCUGAAGAACAAUGAUUGCUGUGGAUGCUGUGGCAACGCGGGCUGUGGGAAGCGAUUUGCGAUGUUCACCUCCACGUUGUUUGCUGUGAUUGGAUUCGUGGGUGCUGGAUACUCAUUUGUGGUCUCAGCCAUUUCCAUCAACAAGGGUCCUAAAUGCCUCCUGGCCAAUAGCACGUGGGACUACCCCUUCCACAGUGGGGAUUAUCUCAGUGACCAAGCCUUGUGGAGCAAGUGCGAACAGCCUCCAGAUGUGGUUCCCUGGAAUCUGACCCUCUUCUCCAUCCUUCUGGUCACUGGAGGGAUCCAGAUGGUUCUCUGUGCCAUACAGGUGAUCAACGGUCUCCUGGGAACCCUCUGUGGAGACUGCCAAUGCUGUGGCUGCUGUGGGGGGGAUGGACCAGUAUAAUCAUCUGCAAAUGAGCUCCUUCACCUCUAUAGCAGGCAGUAGGACACGCCUGAGACCCAGCCUUUUCGCAUGGGUUGCUAGUUCCUGUCUACUUCAUCUCUGGUGAAGCGUGGGAGCAGGAGGGAUCUUUUCCUUGUUCCAGACAACUUGGAUCAAGCUAUAAAUUUAUUUCCAAAUUAAAAAAUAGUCGGGCAACUUUGUAAAUUUGACGUAUAUGUACACCUUUCAAGUGAGCUCCACUGUAGAAUUUAGGAAUAAGUUCAAAGCAAAUUUUUCAUGAUUUUCCCCUAAACAUGUAAAAUAGAUGGUCAUCUGUCCUGCCACACCACUUCGUUGUAUACAGAAAUGAUCAUAUCUUAGGAAGCUUUGCAUAAUUCAGAAGGGGAAGGAAUAUUAAAAUGGAAAAUGAGUUUUUCAGUAUUUAUGGAUAAAGAAAAGAGUGACUAAUGUGUCAUAAUUCUUAUGUGAUGCCUGUUUUGGCUAACUUAUCUGGGUUACUUGUGCCAGGGUUCCCGCAUGUAUAUUAAAUUAAAUUAAUUAAAUUCACAAUUAAAAUAAUAAAAA
This is a messenger RNA of Nannospalax galili (Upper Galilee mountains blind mole rat), 1410 nucleotides long. It is a transcript of the gene Tm4sf4, whose product is annotated as transmembrane 4 L six family member 4. Lineage: Eukaryota; Metazoa; Chordata; Mammalia; Rodentia; Spalacidae. The record is from RefSeq and is a predicted model, not a curated record. The transcript is spliced from 5 exons. Bases 241 to 846 code for a protein of 201 amino acids. Gene Ontology annotation, cellular component: membrane.